Molecule: messenger RNA, 1987 nt
Organism: Exophiala viscosa
Lineage: Eukaryota; Fungi; Ascomycota; Eurotiomycetes; Chaetothyriales; Herpotrichiellaceae
Product: MFS general substrate transporter
Exons: 1
Coding region: 136-1818 (560 amino acids)
Source: RefSeq, a predicted model, not a curated record
GUGCUGUAAACGGGUCUUGAAUACAAGGCUGGGCUCUGUAGCACUUAUACCACAUAUAUUCUCACCAAGAGAUUGAUCCCUUCCACUGUUUCUCUCUGCCAACUCACUCUUUGCUCCUGAAGUUGUAUCUAUGCAAUGGCUCCGCAAGUUGUUGAUGAUGAUAUUGCCCCCACGCAGAAUGUCGAUGAUGUGCGAUACGUUUCCGACAUCCCAUUCCCCAAGGAGAAAGAGGGAAAAGCCACAGCUGCAGGCCGCGCACUCAUUGAAGAAGCGGACAUUGUGCCCCUGACCUCCCUCGAGAGAAAGACGACGACAAAGUGGGAGCUCCUUUGCUAUUACCUAUAUUACUUCGGGAAUACAGGAAUUGGACCGUGGAAUUACGCACCAUCUCAACUUCAGAACGUCUUGUAUCAAGCCGGUUUCGACCCAGACCAAUCCCCAGUAGGAAAGGUUGCUUGCGGAACUGGACGAUGCUUCUUGGGGUUUGCAGGUGCGCCCAAACCAAUCACGUCCAUUGUACUCGACAUUUCCGGUAUAUCAUUCGCGAUCCAGGUCGUUGUCAGUCUCGCCAUAGGAGCAUACGCCGACUAUGGCUCAUGGAGACCGCUGAUCUGUGUCGUCUCAUCGGUUAUCUCAUGGGGCAUCGGCUUUGCUUGGCUGGCUGUCAAGGGGGGCGCGCAAUGGCAGACCGCCAUCGGCCUUUAUAUCAGUGGUUAUGUGGCCUUCAAUUGCUCCACCUCCUACUUCCUCGCUGCAAUGCCUGGGCUGGUCAGAGAUCUUCCAAACGUCCAAGAAUCUGAGCAGGCUGUCCUUGAAGGACGGAAGAAUCCUGAGGAGCAUCUCAUUUUGGAUAUGGUCGAGCGUAAUCGCAUCGCCGAUUAUGCCUUUCUCUGGACCUCAUAUGGUCCGGUGGUACAGCUGGCUAUUGCGGCUGGCAUCCUCAUAGCCUUGAACGCCAGCCUCAACACCUCCACAAACACAAAUGCCAUCAAUGUUAUCAUUGCGUACACCACAGGUAUCUGGAUUGUCUUUGCAAUUCCAUGGUUCAUCAAAGAGCAGAAACGCCCUGGUCAGCAAUUACCUCCUGGAACAUCCUAUCUCACAAUCGGUUUCGUCAAUUUCUGGCAAGCCCUGAAAGAGAUUCGGAAAUUGAAACAAGUCAUGUUGUAUCUGGCCGCCUUUUUCAUCCUUAGCGACGCCGAAAAUACAGUGGUAACUGUCAUUGGAACCCUCCAGAAUUCCGUUGUGUCGUACGAUAUCAUAACCCUGAACUAUCUCACGAUCCUGGCCUUUGGAACUCAAGGGACUGGAAUGCUCGUCAUGUGGCUGAUUCAGAAGAAAUAUCAACUGCACACAAAGACCGUCCUACUUUUCAAUGUGGCGUGCAUCGUCGUCUUGUGUAUCUGGGGCUUCAUCGGCAUCUGGGCUGACCACGUCGGGUUCAAGAACGUUGGCGAGAUUUGGGCAUACGAGGCAUAUUUCGGCCUUUUGGUCUGCCAGUGGUAUCAAUUGCCCUACACCUUCAUCUCCGACCUCGUCCCUCGCCCGAAACUGUUCUUAUUUUGGAGUUUGUUUUCGAUUUCCGGCAAGACAAGCGCCUUCAUCGGCCCGUUCGUUACCUCGGCCAUCAUCGAUCGCAGUGGUGGCAAUACCAACAUGGCUUUCGCUUUCUUAUUGCCACUUUGUUUGAUUGGUAUGGUCAUGCUUUGGUUUGUAGAUCCAGAAAUGGCUUUACUCGAGGCAAAGGAAUAUCUUGAAGCUGAGGCUAGUAUGCUUUACAAGCAGGAUAUUCCACAGGUUGAGAAAACAGCAUACUAGGAGCAUGGAGUAGGUUGAAAGGCGCACCAAAGGGGCCAUCAAAUGUUGACAUGGAAGAAAGAUAUAUUUGACAUUAGAGGACUUGUUGCACAAAUGGUUCAACGAUCAAGACCUUUUCCAUCCCAGUCCAAUAGAUGGCGUCGAGUCGCAACAAGCCCAUGUUUACUUG